Molecule: messenger RNA, 1876 nt
Organism: Leptidea sinapis
Lineage: Eukaryota; Metazoa; Arthropoda; Insecta; Lepidoptera; Pieridae
Product: IDLSRF-like peptide
Exons: 5
Coding region: 151-741 (196 amino acids)
Molecular function (GO): protein binding
Source: RefSeq, a predicted model, not a curated record
UACUAGUGUAACAGGUCCAUAAAGGUGAUACGAGCUUAUUCAGUAUUUCAGUAAGGCUCUGGUAGCCGCGAAGUACGGCCGCAGGCAUCCGAACUUUGCCUCCCAAUUGAUAAAAAAAAAUUGUACAACGCAGCUGCUGAGAUAAGCGAGAUGUCGCCGUGCAGAAUGGCGACGUGCGUGUCAGCUCUUCUGGCUCUGAGCUGUGUCCGCGGCGCCCUGUCCCUGGACAUCAACCGGCUCUACGGACAUCACACCAAACGAUCUGAGUACUGCCACCCGUACGAGCCGUUCAAGUGCCCCGUGGAUGGUAACUGCAUCUCCAUCCAGUACUUGUGUGACGGAGCUCCGGACUGCAUCGACGGAUACGACGAGGACUCCAAGCUGUGCACAGCAGCUAAACGUCCCCCCGUGGAGGAAACUGCAUCGUUCCUUCAAUCGCUGCUCGCGUCCCACGGCCCCAAUUAUCUGGAGAAGCUGUUCGGUAACAAGGCAAGGGAUGCUCUUGAACCGCUUGGUGGAGUCGAGAAAGUUGCCAUAGCUUUAUCUGAAUCUCAAACCAUCGAAGACUUCGGAGCGGCCUUGCACCUGAUGAGGUCCGACCUGGAGCACCUGCGCUCCGUCUUCAUGGCAGUCGAGAACGGUGACCUUGGCAUGCUCAAAUCUCUUGGCAUCAAGGACAGCGAACUUGGAGAUGUCAAAUUCUUUCUCGAGAAGCUGGUGAACACCGGUUUCCUCGAUUGAAUAGCGCCGGAGUCAGCCUCUGAUUACUACCACGUCUCACAGUUCGGUCCAAUCAGCUCUUCUUUCUACAGCUACCUUCCGUACAACUCCUUAAAGUUUAAGAGGAACUGAUAGUAUCAUGUUCCACUAGAUGAAACGCAAUCAUUCACACCGGUCAUGUCUUAUUAAACCGGCCACAGACACCCGAUUUGAAUGUUUGCCAGAAUUCAGAAUAGUUUCUAUGAGUCUCGCGCUAAUAUUCCAAAUGUUUCUGGAAACUAAAGACAACACUUUCAUCCAUACAUAAAGUUGUGUAUCUUUUGAUCUUAGCUUGUCGCCCUUGUUCUAAUACUAACCUUUAACUCUUCUCAAACGUCAGAGGCGACUCCAAAUAAAUUUGUGUCCAAUCAAAGCGAGAUAUAAAGCUAUAAGAAUUGUUUAGGAUUUAAAUAGAUGAAAAUCUUACAAGAAUAGAAUGCAUUCGCUUUAUAUCUGGCUAGGAAAAUCAAAGUAGGACCAUAUUAAACCUUAGUUUUAGCGUAGAUUUAGGUUAGUUUCGCAAAUAUCCCUUCGGUGAAUAUUGAUAUUGCAAAAAUCUUAAAGAUAUUGUAGUUUAUACAUUUUAUUUUACUAAUUGUAUAAGUCCUGAUGAAACAUAAAAUCGUUACAUAUCAUUGCGGUGCUCGGCAACCGAUACAUAUCAAAAUUAUAUGAUUAAGUAGAGUAGAUACAAUUAUUGUUAGAUUUAUUAAAUUUUAAAUUGUUCUUAAUAUCUAUCGUCAUUAUUUUGUCAAAUGCAGGCGAGGACAACGAAUAGUUAAGUGGUAUCCAGCUAGGUAAGUUCGGAACAAUUAAUUUGUUAAUAUUAAAUUGUAACAUUUGUCUUGGUAAAGAGGCUGGCAACAUUUACCAAGGAUUACAAUUAACAAUCAUUUGUAUUUUAUUAAGAUGAAGGGUUAAUGUAUGCGGGCCUGUAUUUGCCAAAAGUUUUCGUCUAACCUUUUCACUAACCCUCCAUUUCUUUAGAGAAUCUAUCAUCUAUAUUUAUAAAAGUUUUAACUUGCGUCAAACAUAUCAUAGAAUAUAAGUGUAUUACUCUUAUAGAUAUACUCGUAUUGCUUAUCUAUUAAUAAAAUAAUUACCUAAAUAUCUUGAA